Parasteatoda tepidariorum (common house spider) is the source of this 1497-nucleotide messenger RNA. Lineage: Eukaryota; Metazoa; Arthropoda; Arachnida; Araneae; Theridiidae. The record is from RefSeq and is a predicted model, not a curated record.
UAAAAAUGAAAUAGAAACUAUUUCAUCAAAUAUUAUUACCCUUAGAAGCAAUGUUCUAAAUUUAGACGAAUGCAACAAGCGAGUAAAGGAAUUUGUGGAACUCACAGAUAGGAAAUGGAAUUCUAGAGCUUCGAAACCUCAGGGAGAAAGAUUUGUUUGUUGGAACCAGGAUUCUCAGCAAUGAUUGAAAUUGAAGACGUAACAGAGGAUGAAAGAAAGGCUAUAGAAAAGUUAAGGAGAAGAAUUGAACACGAAUUAACACCAGCACUACUUGAAGAUAAAUCUCUGUACUAUAGAUUUUUAAAAGCUCGAGAUUUCAACAUUACAAAUGCUGAAGCUCUGAUUCGAAAGCAUAUGCUUCUCAGGGAGAAAUAUAAAAUAGACAAGUUUGUUCUUAAAGACUAUGAGCCACUUGCAAUUUUAAAUGAAUAUUAUCCUUCAGGCUUUAUGUGUUAUGAUAAAGAAGGAGCGGUAGUGCGGUAUUGUGAUGUUGGCAACAUGGAUAUGAAAGGCCUUUUCUCUAUGUUCACUUUUGAGCAAGUUGCCCAACAUGCUAUUUCCUGUUUGCAAAGUGAUGUUGACAGACUUACAGAACAAAGCAAAAAGUUGGGGAAACCAGUGGCACAAUUUACUUGGAUUGCAAAUAUUGAAAAUCUCAAUUUAUUUUCCGUCACUUAUAAGCGAGCGAUUCAAUAUAUUUGUGAAGGGUGUCUCUUAUAUCAAGAUUUGUUCCCAGAAAGAGUAAAAGCAUUUUAUAUCAUUAAUGGCUCUGCGUAUUUCAGCAUUGCUUUUUCCAUAAUUAAACCAGUGAUUUCGAAUGGCGUCAUUCAAAAGAUUCAGUUCCUUGGUAAAGAUGAAUGCAAAGAUAAACUUUUAGAAAUAAUUGACGCCGACGUCCUACCUGCCUUCCUAGGUGGUACCAGAACAGAUCCAGAUGGCAACCCUUUAUGUACCAGUUUUAUUAAACACGGAAAGAAAAUUCCCGAAGAACUAUACUUGAAGCAGAGAUCAUUAAUUAGCGAAAAUGGCGUUAAGAAGCUCAUUGUGAAGAGAUCAUCUUUCUCCGAAGUGAUGCUUUUAGUUGAUGAACCAAGUACAUUUAUAGAGUGGGAAUUCGAAACAGCCAGCAGGAGCAUAGGUUUUGGCCUCUUCUUUAAAAACGAAUCAAACCCAUGUACAGAAAUCGAAGAACUAAUUGAAUUACAAAGAUUUGAAGCUGCGGUUGAAACAGGCAUUUACAAGUGUCAAAAAACAGGAACUUAUAUUAUUGUUUUUGACAACUCUUAUAGUUGGUUGUAUUCAAAGGAACUGUACUACAGAAUACGUUUGAGAAUGCCCAAUGAAGAAAGUUCAAGCCUUACUUAGAUUGUCUUUCUUGCAAUCUCUGUAUUGUUAUAGUAGCAUAUAUCUGAGACUUACAAAAAUUAUGGAUUUAAAAAUUAUGUAUUCAAAAACAAUGUAUUCAAUUAUGUAGCGAAAUAAAAGUUAUGAAACUUU